AUGUCAAGCUCAAGAACAGGCUUCAGGGCCAGCGGCGCCUCCUACCAGUGCGCCUGGAAACCGCGUUCAGUCUCUGCACCAUGUCCUCCAGGGCCAUCUCUUCAUUUCUCAGCCAGAACCUCAUCCUCCGACCCAGCAGAACGGCCCCGCAGCCGCGCUCUCCUCUGCACCAGAGGUGCCUCACGGGCGGGGUGGACGCUGGGGAGGGGGCCGGCGGCGCUGCCUUCCCGGGAUUGGUCCCCGAGCCCCGCCAAGGGGGCGCGCCCUGCGCGGGGAGGGGGGAGGCUGCUCGGCGGAAGCGGAAGCCGUGCGCGCCCCGCGUCUCCCCGCGGCCACCCGGGAGCCCCGCGCGCGCACCCACGGACGCCGGACAGUCCAGCGCGCGCACCCCCGCGGAGACCAGGGCGCCAGGCAAGUGCAGCCCCGCGGCCACCCGGGAGCCCCGCGCGCGCACCCACGGACCCCGACAGCCCCGCGCGCGCACCCCCGCGGCCGCUGGGGAGCCCCGCGCGCGCACCCACGGACCCCGACAGCCCCGCGCGCGCACCCCCGCGGCCGCCCGGGAGCCCCGCGCGCGCACCCACGGACCCCGACAGCCCCGCGCGCGCACCCCCGCGGCCGCCGGGGAGCCCCGCGCGCGCACCCACGGACCCCGACAGCCCCGCGCGCGCACCCCCGCGGCCGCCCGGGAGCCCCGCGCGCGCACCCCGCGGAGACCUCAGCCCCCGCGCUCUCCUCUCCCCGGCGCAGAGGCGCAGCCCUGCCCGCCCCGCCAGCCCCGGGGCUCUGCGCCCUCCCCGAGGGGAAGUGGAGGAAGUGGAGCUGCGGGGCCGCGAGCGCCGGAACCUGCCCGCCGUUACCUCCGGCCGCCCGCGGGCAGGUGCAGAGGCCGCAGCAGCCCAGCGCGCCCUCCCCGCGCCGCCGCAUGCCGCCCGCGCCGCCCCCGGUGAGUGGGGUCGCCGGGUCCGCGGGUCGCUGGGUCCGCGGGCGGCGGGCUGGACCGGCCGCUCCCCCGGCCCGAGGACGCGAGGCGCAGGAGGGAAGCGCGCGCCCAGGCUCGGGCCCCGCGACCUCGCCAUGGUUGGCACGAAGCCACCCAGAGCAUUCUACACCCCGGCGCCCCGCAGGUGCCCGUCAUGCGUGUGUCCGGCCAUGGCGCCACUGCCCGGGGACGUGCGCGAACCACGAGUGCGCCCUGGACCCCGACUGGCCUCUCCGUACCAAGGGGCGGGCCGUCCUUUAGUGCCUGGCAUUUCAGAGGGCGGGUUUCAGGAGGACGUGCCGUCUCCAUAA
Molecule: messenger RNA, 1293 nt
Organism: Hippopotamus amphibius kiboko
Lineage: Eukaryota; Metazoa; Chordata; Mammalia; Artiodactyla; Hippopotamidae
Product: basic proline-rich protein-like
Exons: 1
Coding region: 1-1293 (430 amino acids)
Source: RefSeq, a predicted model, not a curated record